Paramormyrops kingsleyae is the source of this 3157-nucleotide messenger RNA. Its product is annotated as prostaglandin E synthase 3-like. The record is from RefSeq and is a predicted model, not a curated record. Lineage: Eukaryota; Metazoa; Chordata; Actinopteri; Osteoglossiformes; Mormyridae. Gene Ontology annotation, biological process: telomere maintenance via telomerase; prostaglandin biosynthetic process; protein folding. Gene Ontology annotation, cellular component: nucleus; cytosol. Gene Ontology annotation, molecular function: Hsp90 protein binding; protein-folding chaperone binding; prostaglandin-E synthase activity.
UGAGACAGAAAAGAGGCUCUAGAAGCGUCCAGCUCGCGGUUGCCUCCUGCUGCUGCUACGUCACAGCGCUGAAACAAGGAGGGCAGACGCGCGAGUCUGUGAACGAGAUUAGCUACGGAUUUUUCCUUUAUUUUGCUGAAAUAUCUCACCGUUGAAGGAAAUACGGGAAAUCAAACAGAACGGUGGCCAAUACGGGGAUCGGGGAGCUAAGAACAAGAUAGUUACGAGAUGCUGCCAGCAACUACGAAGUGGUAUGACAGACGCGACUGUGUUGUUAUUGAGUUUUGUGUUGAAGAUAGUAAAGAUGUAAAGGUGAAAUUUGAAAAAUCAAAGAUGAAUUUUACCUGUCUUGGUGGAACAGAAGGACACAAACAUCAAAAUGAGAUUGACCUUUUUGAAGUUAUUGAUCCAAAUGAAUCCAAGCACAAACGGACGGAUAGAUCUGUACUGUGUUAUUUACGAAAAGUUGAAUCUGGGAAGUCUUGGCCAAGGUUAACAAAAGACAAGGCAAAACUAAGUUGGCUUGGUGUUGAUUUUAAUAACUGGAAGGACUGGGAAGAUGAUUCAGAUGAAGAACUUUCUAGUUUUGACCGUUUCUCAGAGAUGAUGAACAACAUGGGCGGGGAAGAUGAACUGCCCGAUGUGGAUGGCGCAGUUGAAGAUGAAUAUGCUGACAGUGAUGAUGAAAAAAUGCCUGACCUUGAAUGAAGAUGGGAUUCCCUGUUACCGCUGGAAGGAUUUUAAAUCUGAAGAACAAACUAUAGGCAAAAGCUAGUAAACCAUUGCACUUUUUAGAAGUUUACAGCAGUCAUAAAAUAGCUUCACUGAGUGUGGAUAUACAAACCUGUACAGAACCGUCUUUGGCCAUUGACAGUGCAGUGCUUUAUUGUUAAUCUGCAUGGACUGUUUCCAGGAUGCCCAUCAAUAAAAAAGCACCGAUUUUGAUUAAACAAAAAGACAGAUUAGUCUGGGGCUGAUAUUCAUAAGUUAAGCCUUUCCCCCCCCCCUCCCCCUUAUUCUGUGUAGUAGUAACACAAUGGCAGCAGCAAGCAUUACAGUUUUUAGUAAAGUUAAUUUUCUAAACUGAUUUUUUGUAGUUUACUCUAUGUUUCCAAUAAGGGCAGUUGUGAAGCAGGUUUUUAAGUAUUUUUUUCCUGCUUUUGUUACAAAGUUACAAAUGUUAGUAUUUCACUAUUUUGGUAUUUAAAGUGAAUGGUGUUACUUUUAGGGGAGAUAUUUGCGGUCUUUCAUGAUAAACGCUUUUCACAGUUGUGUUUAUGACAGGGUAUUUAGCUUUUUUGUAUCUUAAUGCCUUUUUUUUUAAACAUGACAUUUUUAGUUACAUUUUAUCACUCAAGGGAAAGCAGGGGGGUAUUCCAUCAAUAUCGCCAAAUUAAUCUGUGCUUAACUGAAUUAGCUUGGCUUGAGUUAUUGUUGAUUCCCACUGAAAGGUCAAGCCAUUCUAUGAAAACAAAUUGGCCACACCUUGUUCACGUUAACUCAAGCCAAGCUUGUUAAAGCCCUCGUCGUGCACUUUUGCAGCCCUGAACAGACAAUUGUCGAUAUGAGCAAUGAUUUCACAAAAAGAAGGCAAAACGAGAGCGGUGUGAUCUCCACAGCCAACCAAACGCUGCUCGUGUAGAUAUGUGGAUUACAAGGCUGUAAUCACAAGAAAAAAGGUAACACUACCACUAUUAAUAAGGCAAGUGAGGUGACAUGGAAAGAUAUCAGCUAGAUUAAAUGUGUGAGUAGCUGUUCCUGUUAAUGAAAUGGUGAAGCGUCUGAUUGGUGACAAAUUGCUGGUUCGAGCUUUCAUGAAAUUCAGAAAUGCAUAUAGCACAGGUCACGGACUUUUUCAUUGAGUGCUGUAUUAAAAGAACAAUAUACAACCAUAUUUCAUACUAAGUGUGUGUGUGUGUGUGUGUGUGUGUGUGUGUGUGUGUGUGUGUGUGUGUGUGUGUGUGUGUGUGUGUGUGUGUUCGUUCGUUCGUUCCUGUGCCUGUGCUUGGUGCUCUCAGAGAAGGUGGUGCCCAGAUCUCCAUAUGGUUAAUCCAGCCCUUUUUGGUUUUGUUGUAAAAAGGGCCCUCCUCACUGAUAAUGCUGUAUCAGUUAAAUAGCCAACUGAUUUUUUCCCCUUCAUUAUUGUACGCUGACAUGUAUGUCACAUUAUAAGUGUCCCAUACUAUAGGAAUGUCUGUCCUAUCUUCUGAAAUAAUCAUGACAGGUGAACAUACGUGUGUGGAGCGUGUGCUUUGACGUCAAAGAGUCAAAAUAGGGGGAAAAAAUUGACAGCUGUUUUUAGGGGAUUUCGUUUCGCUUCUGCCAGGUGGGACUCAUUUGCCACAAGGCUAAACUAAGUUUAGCCUGUUCAGUUAAUCUACUUGAGUUAGCCUGCUACAAAGCUGCCACUUAAUAUAAUGAUAUUGAUCAAAAUAAAGCAGGGUUUUUUAUUUUGCGACCUUGAAGGAAUACACCCCAGGUACGAAGAAACUUCCACAGGUAAACAAAGUGGUGGCACAAACAGAAAAAGAAGCCUGAUAUUUGUGUGACCCGUAAACAAUUUCAAAUUUUUCGAAUUUGCAGUAGUUUAUUGUCUGAAUCUUAAAGUGGAAGGAAAUUAAACAACCAAGUAGUUUUACUCUGGACUUUAGUGUGACAGGUGCAGUGUUUUUGUCUUUCUAAUAAAUUGUAAAGAUAUUUGCUUUCAUACACUAUGCCCAUCUUUAAAUUGUCUUUCAGCUAGUGUUUGAGGGCAUUGAUGCAUUAUAUAACAACAUGGAAGUAUGUUUGUUUUUUUUUUUUUAAAUAAAAAAAAAAUGUUAUAUGAUGUAAUGGGCAUCAGCCCCUUUACAGAGCUCACAGAAACUCCUGGGAUGGAUGCUUAAUUCAAUAAAAAUGUGGCAAAUUUAUUGGUUUCAAAACAAAAGUCCAUUGACAAACAUUGUCUAACAUAUCUGCAGAUAUCUUCCACACAGACAUUUUCUUUUUAUUAGGUGCCAUAAUUGUCUUGACUGACUCAUUUACUUCUGUUUUUGCCCUCUCGCUAUUAUUUGCAAUUGUUGUCAUUGACUCCCAAAGGGGUACUAAACACAAAUGAUUGGCGUUUCAUGUUCUUUCAUGUUCGUGUUACUAAUUAAAAAGCACCCAAUAAGAUUGA